AUGUUCAAAAAAGUCGAGGUAACCAUUUCCCUUUUUGAUGCUAUCCAUCAAGUUCCUAGAUAUGGAAAAUUCCUCAAAGAUCUAUGCAUGAACAAGGACAAAAUUCUUGAAUUGGAAACCAUCCCAUUAGGGAGUUCUAUUUCCGCUUUAAUGGAAGCAUUGCCCGAGAAGUGUGAUGACCCGGGCCCUUGUAUGGUCACUUGCACCGUCAAUGGAGUUCGAUCCCUAGAUUGUAUUUGUAAUCUUGGCGCAUGCAUUAGCAUUAUGCCGCUCUCCGUCUACCAAGUAUUGAAGUUACCACCGCUAAAGAGGUCGGCAGCGAGAUUUGUCCUAGUGGAUAAAAGUAUAAUAACCGUAGCGGGUGUGGCGGAAGAUGUAUUGGUGAAUAUUAAGGGGUUGGUGUUUCCGAUUGACUUCUAUGUCCUUGAGAUGCCAUCAAAUGAACCCGAGAGAGCAUCAUCUAUCUUACUUGGAAGACCAUUUUUUAGGACUUCUAGAUUUAAGCUAGACGCCUACUCGGGAACCUACUCAUUUGGGAUAGAUGGGAGGGUCGUGAGUUUUAGCCUAGAAGAAGAAGUAAUGAAGCAUCCACCGGAGAAUCACUCUCUAUUCCGGUGUGACCUAAUCGACAACAUUGUUGCCGAAGUGUACCUUGCAAAGUUGGAUGAGAAGUGCAUGAUUGAAGAAGCAAAUGAAGAUCCAAGCAAACUAAACACCACACACCACACAAACCAUCCGGAAAUCCAAACUUCAAAUCAUGACAAAAAGAUAGAAUUGAAGCCACUACCACCCCACUUAAAGUACUCAUAUCUUGAUGAAGCCCACAAGCUCUCCGUGAUAAUUGCAAAAGAGCUAACCCCUCAACAAGAAGAAAAGUUACUAGAUGUAUUGAGGAAAAGCAAAAGGGCAAUCGGGUGGAGUUUGGCAGAUCUAGUGGGAAUAACCCCCAAGUAUGCGAGCACCGCAUAUUUCUUGAAGAUGGAGCAAGACCGGUCCGACAAACUCAAAGGAGACUUAAUCCAACCAUUCUUGAGGUUGUGA
Arachis duranensis is the source of this 1041-nucleotide messenger RNA. RefSeq lists its product as uncharacterized. The coding region runs from base 1 to 1041 and encodes 346 amino acids. The transcript has a single exon. Lineage: Eukaryota; Viridiplantae; Streptophyta; Magnoliopsida; Fabales; Fabaceae. The record is from RefSeq and is a predicted model, not a curated record.